UUAUUAAUUAAAUAAUGUUUAUUAUAAAAUAAUAACUCGUUAAAAACGCUAACAUAGUGUUGUGCAGUGAUUUUUAGUUUAGAAAACGGAGGCAGGCUCAAUACACACGGGGAGCUGAUAGAUCUUCGUGAAUACUGCUCAUCCCACAAGGGAUUUCGCGUGAAGCAAAAUAAAAUAUGUACAAAGCUAUCAUAUUUGCGACACUGAUAGCCGCGUCAUCCGCACAGUUCCUGCCCAAUGGCUGCCCAUCGAAUUUCCAAGAACAACUGUAUAUGCCACACGAGAGCGACUGCUCGAAGUACUACCAAUGCAGCAAUGGAAACAAAAUUGAGAUGAGCUGUGGGCCGGGCACCCUGUACGAUGCACAGUUACAGGUGUGCAAUUGGCCGUUUGCAGUGCAAUGUUCAACCACAACACAACCUUCACCCACAACAACAACGGUUGCUCCAACAACAACCAUUCCUACAACCGUUCCACAAAUCAACUACCUACCGAACGGUUGCCCAGCAGACUUUUCCGUCCAUUACCUGUUAUCACAUGAGACUGAUUGCGCUAAAUACUACAGUUGCAGCAAUGGACAGAAAAUUGAAAUGCCUUGUGCACCUGGUACUAUGUUCGACUUUGAUCAGCAGGGUUGCAACUGGCCACACUCAGUAACAUGCUUCAAAGGUGUUUCUACAACCUCACCAGCUGCACCUACACCUCCACAACCAGCUACAACCAGACCAACAACAACUACAACCAUACGUACAACCACCCCACCAACAAGUUUCCUACCGAAUGGUUGCCCAACGGACUUUAGUAUACAUUACUAUUUGUUACCACAUGAGACUGAUUGCUCAAAAUUUUAUAGUUGCAGCAAUGGACAGAAAUAUGAAAUGUCUUGUGCUAGUGGCACGUUGUUUGACUUUGAUUUACAGGAAUGCGACUGGCCACACUUAGUAACCUGUUUCAAAGGUGCGUCUACCACAACAACUCCUGCACCUACAACUACACAACCAACUUCAACUCAACGAACAACCACCACAACCAGGCCAACAACAACUAGAACAACAACUACAACUAGGCCAAUAGAUCUUCUACCAAAUGGUUGCCCAUCAGACUUCUCUAUACAUUACUUGUUGCCACACGAAACUGAUUGUGCUAGGUACUACAGUUGCAGUAAUGGUCAAAAAAUAGAAAUGUCUUGCGCACCUGGCACAUUGUUCGCCUUUAAUUUACAGGGCUGCAGUUGGCCUAGUCAAGUGACUUGCUUUAAUGGCCCAACCACUACAACAGAGGUACCGAUCACUACAGAAGCAGUCACAACCACUGAAGCACCGACCACAACCGCAGCAACCUCUACAACCGAAGAACCAACAACAGCUGAAGCAACCACUACAACUCAAGCGCCAUCUACAACAGAAGCAACAACACAGGAAUCCAGCACUAUAACUGAGACAACCUUAACAACUGAAGAACCAACUACAACUCCUGUGCCAAUAACGACUGAUGCUUCAACAACCUCGGAACCAGCAACCUCUACCACAGAGGGACCAACUACAACUGAAGCAACUUCUACAACAGGGUUACCAACAACAACCUAUGUACCCACAACAACACAGAAACCUUUAACAACUGAAGAACCAUCUACAACUCAAGAAUCAUCUUCAACUGAGGAUCCGUCUACAACCGAAGAAUCAUCUUCAACUGAGGAUCCGUCCACAACCGAAGAAUCAACUUCGUCUGAAGACCCGUCUACUACCGAAGAAUCCGGGGAGCCGACUACUAGCGAAGCAACAUCCACAUCAGAAGAUUCCUCAGAACCUGUUACCUUGCCAAAUGGUUGCCCAGCUGAUGGUGGGCAUCAUCUUUUGCCCCACGAGACGGAUUGUGCAAAGUACUACACUUGUGUCAACGGGGAACCAGUCGAGAGGGACUGUGCACCUGGUACCUGGUUCGACUACAACUUACAAGGGUGCAAUUGGCCAUUUAUGGUAGAAUGUGACUUAACAACGACAACUUCUACCACAACAACAACAACAACAACACCGUUACCUACAACUGUUGGUAAUUGGACAAAACCCACACAUGGGUGGUCGUCGACUACAAAACACUGGACAAAACCUACACCAGGGUUGUCGUCAACCACUAAACAUUGGACGAAACCCACACCAGGCCUAUCUUCAACUACUAAACAUUGGACAAAACCUACACCAACGUCAUCUUCAACGACUGCGGCUCCAGCAACUACUCAGAAACCUACAACUACUGAGGAAUGGACAACACCCACAACCGGGAUGCCUACAACUACCGAAGAAUGGGCAACGCCCACAACCGGUUUGCCAACAACUACAGAGGAAUGGACAACACCCGCAACUGGGCUACCAACCACAACAGAGGAAUGGAUGACGUCCACAACCGAGUUGCCAACAACAACAGAGGAAUGGAUGACGUCCACAACCGAGUUGCCAACGACUACAGAGGAAUGGAUGACCUCGACAACCGAGUUGCCAACGACUACAGAGGAAUGGAUAACGCCCACAACCACGUUGCCAACGACUACAGAGGAGUGGACGAUUCCUUCAACCACUGACGAUGUGACAUUGCCCACCACUGAAUUGCCUUCGACGACAGAAGCUGUGACAACAACUACAACUACAACUGCUUUACCUACAACCAUUGGUAAUUGGACAAAGCCCACGCCCAGUUGGUCUUCAACUACUAAGCAUUGGACAAAGCCCACAUCAGGUUGGUCUUCGACCACUAAACAUUGGACAAAGCCUACACCAGGGCUGUCUUCGACUACUAAACACUGGACAAAACCCACCCCCACGUCUUCAACAACUUCAACAACUGAGGCUUCAACUACUACUUCAGCUCGGACAACAACUCAGGAAGCCACAACUAGUGAAGUUCUGACAACACCUACAACUGAGUUUUCAUCAACCACUGACGAUGUGACAACACCCUCAACUGAGUUGCCAACAACCAUUGGGGAUUGGACGACACCUACAAGUGAACUGCCUUCAACCACCGACGAUGUUACAACGCCCACUACUGCGGUGCCGACAACAACUGGAGAAUGGACAACACCUACAACGGGGUUGCCUUCAACAACCGACGACGUGACAACACCCACAACUGGGGUGCCAACAACCAUUGGAGAAUGGACGACACCUAUAACUGAGUUGCCUUCAACCACUGACGAUGUUACAACGCCCACUACUGGGGUGCCGACAACCAUUGGGGAAUGGACGACACCUACAACUCAGUUGCCAACAACCACUGAAGAAUGGAUGACACCUACAACUGAGUUGCCUUCAACCACUGAUGAUGUUACAACACCCGCAACUGGGGUGCCGACAACGACUGGACAAUGGACAACACCUACAACGGGGUUGCCUUCAACAACCAACGAUGUGACAACACCUUCAGCAGAGUUGCCAACAACCAUUGGGGAUUGGACGACACCUACAAGUGAAUUGCCUUCAACCACUGACGAUGUUACAACGCCCACUACUGGGGUGCCGACGACCAUUGGGGAAUGGACGACACCUACAACUCAGUUGCCAACAACCACUGGAGAAUGGACGACACCUACAACUGAGUUGCCUUCAACCACUGAGGAUGUUACAACACCCACAACUGGGGUGCCGACAACUACUGGACAAUGGACAACACCUACAACGGGGUGGCCUUCAACAACCGACGAUGUGACAACACCCUCAACAGAAUUGCCAACAACAAUUGAAGAUUCAAUAUCGUCAACGUCAGGGUUACCUACUUCUACUGGAGAAUGGACGACGCCCACGACAGGGCUGCCAACAAGUACUGACGGAUGGGAAACACCUACGACAGAGUUACCUUUUACCACUGAAGACCUUACAACGCCAACAACGGACUUACCGACAACUACAGAGGAUAUAACAACUACAACAACUACAACUAAAUUACCAACAACAAUUGGAAAUUGGACAAAACCCACAUCAGGAUGGUCUUCGACCACUAAACAUUGGACAAGGCCUACACCAUGGUCACCUUCAAGUACUAAACAUUGGACAAAACCUACACCAACGUCAUCUUCAACGACUGCGGCUCCAGCAACUACUCCGAAACCUACAACUACUGCAGUUCCGACUACUACUACUACAGAGCAAUCAACAACAACGGUGGAUUUAACACCUACGACUUUGGUUCCCACAACAAUUCAAGAUUGGAUAAUGUCCACGACUCAGGAACCUAAAACUACUGAAGGUUGGACAACACCUACAACUGAGUUGCCUUCAACAACUGAUGAUGAGGCAUCACUCACAACUGAGAUAUCAACAACCCUGGAAGAUCUCACAACACAGACCACCGAUGCUACUUCAACAACAUACAUUUCUACAACAACCGUUGAAGAUCUUACAACAAUAUCUACAGGAGAUCCUGUAACAACGCCAAUUCCUACAAUACCAGAGGAUCUCACAACCCAAACAACCGGGGAACCUACAACAACGCCCAUUCCCACAACCCCAGAGGACCAAACGGACCUAACUACCGAGACAUACGCAACACAUGAGCCUACAACCACUGAAUUUGUAACAACAUCUACACAAGUGGCCUACACUACCCCAGAGAGUUCUACUACCUCUUGGGCUACAAUAACUACAGACAAACCCACUACCCUAGACGACUCAACGCCGGCUACAACUCAGACUUACACAACCCCUGAUGAUCUCACAACCAUCUCACCUGAAGAUUCUACAACUGGUGUAUCCACAACCCCAGGAGAUCUCACAACCGUCACACCUGACGGAUCUACAACGGGUGCUCCCACAACCCCAGGGGACCAGACAACCAAUACAACUGAUGAAUCAACAACUGAUUUAUUCACAACCCCAGGGGAUCAAUCAACCGUAACACCUGAUGGUUCUACAACUGGUAUUCCUACAACCCCAGGAGAUCUCACAACCGUCACACCUGACGGAUCUACAACGGGUACUCCCACAACCCCAGAGGAUCUCACAACCAGCUUACCUGAGGAUUCCACAACUGUUACUGAUGAUGGUUCUACAGUAGAAGUUUCCACAACUGUGACUUCUGAUUCAUCUACAACUGAUGUUCCGACAACUCCAGAGGAUUUAACUACUACAGCAGGGGAACAAUCUACAACCUUUGGACCUACCACAACUGACUUUUUCACGACACCAACAUCUACUCAGACAUCGCCAACCACAACAACAACUACGAGUACUGAACCGUCUUCACCACCUCAUUUAUCUACAAUACCUAUUCAACCUCCUAUCCCCGAGAAACCUACGGGUACUCAAGCUCCUACUACCACACCUGCAACUGUUGAAGAAACAUCACCCUCUGGAUCAACAACAGAUGGACCAAGUACAACUGAAACGGGGUCGACAAACGUUGAUUUUACAACUGGAGAUUAUAGUUCUACCCUUUCACCAACCAUCGCACCUGCUACAGAACCAUCUACUACGGACUAUCCAACUGAAGAUACCACUGUAGCAGAUACAACUGAGGUUGAUACUACAAUUGUACCAACAACAGAAGCGUACGAUCCUUGUCCGCCGGGAGUCGUCGGUAACGUGCCCCAUCCGACUUUGUGCCAUUCGUUUUACGCUUGCUUCAACGGUCAACCUUUGCAACUUUUCUGCCCAGAGGGACACGAAUUUGAUAUCGAUGUUGCGAGAUGCGUAGUCAUUGCUGAGGGUGGUUGUACGUUGGGAACAACCACAGUUGCAGGCUCUACGACUGAGUCUUUUGAAUUGACGACAGGAUCCCAGGAUUACACAGAUGUGACUCUUGAACCUGUACCAUCGACUACGGAACCUGUGACCUUACCUGACGUCUGUCCAGUUGGCAUUUGGGGUAACAUCCCUCACCCGACCUUGUGUAACUCAUUCUACAUGUGUGCAGCUGGAAAUGCGUUGCAACUAUUCUGUAGUGAAGGAUUUGAAUUCGAUCCGGAAGUUAAGGACUGUGUUCGUAUAGCGGAAGGUGGUUGUACGUACAACUCCACGAGCACACCGACCCCAGACAGUGACAUCUGUCCCCCGGGGACGUGGGGUAUCGUACCGGACCCCAACUCUUGCAACUCAUUCUACAUGUGCGCAGGAGAUGAAGCGCUUCCCUUGCAAUGUAGUGAAGGAUUCGAGUUUGAUCCUGAGACUAGGGAGUGCAUCCUAAUAGCUGAGGGAGGUUGCACAUUAGGUGGUAGUACAUCAACAACACAAGAAGAUCUCCAAUCGUCAACAGAUCUGCAGACGACUACGGAGAGUGCAACAACAAUAUCAACCACUGCUACAACCCCAGAGAUUGAUAUUGAUCCUUGUCCGUCUUACGUUUGGGGUAUAAGACCUCACCCGACUGAGUGCAAUGCAUUCUACAUGUGUGCGGGUGGAAACGCUCAAUUGUUAUACUGUGGCGAAGAAAUGGAGUUUGAUCCUGAAACCAAUACGUGCGUUGAAAUAGCUGAAGGUGGUUGUACACUCGGUGCAACAACAACAACACCUGAAGUAACUACACCGGAUACAACUGUCACGCAACCAACAACUACAACAACUGAAGCUGCAACAACUGAGUCUACAACUGAAUCAAUAACAUCGACGACGGAUGGAUCAUUGAUUUGUCCUGUAGGUCUCUUUGGCAACGUACCGCACCCUGAAAUAUGCAACUCAUACUACACCUGCAUAAACGGCGUGCCUCUACAACUUUUCUGCGGCAGCGGCUUUGAAUUUGAUCCUGAGUUGAAGACUUGCGUACCAAUAGUCGAGGGCGGUUGUACGCUGGGUCCAACUACACCUUCAAACACACCAACUGACAUCACAACAACAGUUGAUUACGAAACAACUCCGUCCACAACUUUAUCAACUCCAUCAACAACUGAGGAACCUAAGUUCUGUCCUCCAGGGUUUAUUGGAACUAUACCGCAUCCAGAAAUUUGUAAUUCCUUCAUCGUUUGCACCAAUAACGAUGAAAUGCAUUUGACUUGUAGUCAUGGAUUUGAAUAUGAUUCCGCAGCGCAGGACUGCGUGCUUAUUGCUGAAGGAGGUUGCACCUACUCUACAACUACUACUGAAACACCAACAACACCUGCCCCGAUAUGUCCCAGUCACAUAUACGGCAACAUACCUCACCCUACUGAAUGCAAUUUGUUCUACUUGUGCGUUGCUGGCACCGAAUACUUGCUAUCUUGUAGUUCUGGGUUCGAAUUUGAUCCAGAAACGAAGCGUUGUAUCGAAAUAGCAGAGGGAGGUUGCACGUACACUCAAAAUCCAACCACAGCUGCAACUACUGUGGAAGACAUAGACCCACCAGUUGAAGACUACAUACCACCCACAACAGGAGAACCAAUUACCAUCCCAUCAAGUACUGAUGCAACUUCGGUAACUGAACCAGAUAAUGGUUCAACUGAAUCUUCGACAGAAGUUGAUGACUUUGAGUGCCCAGAAGGCGUGUUUGGAAAUGUCGCUCACCCAAGCAAGUGUGAUUCGUACUACGUUUGUUCUGCUGGCAGUCCAAUGCUGGCGACUUGUAGCGAAGGAUAUGAAUUCGAUCCAGAGACCAGCGUCUGUGUUGAAAUUGCGGUCGGUGGAUGCACUCUUGGAACAACAUUAGGACCCGUUGCAACUGAGACUACAACCGAAUUUGCAACUACAGUACCAACAACUCCUGCACCCAUUUGUCCUCCUGGUGUCUUUGGUCAUGUCCCUCACCCAGAGUUAUGCAACGAGUUCUUCUUAUGCGCUGGAGGUAGCCCGCUACCAUUGACAUGCCCAGACGGAUUUGAAUUUGACGUUAAUACGAAGCGUUGUGAAGAAAUUGCUGAAGGUGGAUGCACAUACAAUAAACUUUCAACUACCUCCAUCCCAACUACGGAGGUAUCUACUGAAACAUCGUCUGAGUACUUGACUUCAACAGAGAGUUCGUCCGAGCUAACCUCUGAAUCAUCAGAAAGUACUUCUUCAGAAACAUCAUCUGAAACGUCAAGUUCAACUGAAAGCUCAUGGGAAACGUCCUCGUCCGAGUCAUCUUCUGAGUCGCCCCCAAGUUCUACAGACAGUUCUUCUGAUUCAACAUCUUAUCCGACAGAAGAAUCAACAACAAUUGAACAAGCUACCGAAGAAUCUACUCAAGAGUCAGUUUCAAUAGACUCUACUACUGAAGAAUCUGGAUUAGAAUCAACCACCGAAGGGUCUGGAUUAGGAGAGUCCACUACUGAAGGGUCUGGAUUGGGAGAGUCUACAACCGAAGGGUCCGGAUCAGGAGAGUCUACAACCGAAGGGUCCGGAUUGGGUGAAUCCACAACUGAAGGGUCUGGACUUGAAUCUACAACUGCAGGGUCUGGAUUGGGAGAGUCUACGACCGAAGGGUCCGGAUUAGAAUCAACCACCGAAGGGUCCGUAUUAGGAGAGUCUACAACCGAAGGGUCCGGAUUGGGUGAAUCCACAACUGAAGGGUCUGCACUGGAAUCUACAACUGCAGGGUCUGGAUUGGGAGAGUCUACAACAGAAGGGUCCGGAUUAGAUUCAACCACCGAAGGGUCUGGAUUGGGAGAAUUUACAACCGAAGGGUCCGGAUCAGGAGAGUCUACAACCGAAGGGUCCGGAUUGGAGUCUGCUACUGAAGGGUCUGGAUUGGGAGAGUCUACAACAGAAGGGUCUGGAUUAGAUUCAACCACUGAAGGGUCUGGAUUGGGAGAAUUUACAACCGAAGGGUCCGGAUCAGGAGAGUCUACAACCGAAGGGUCUGGAUUAGAGUCUACAACCGAAGGGUCCGGAUUAGAAUCUACUACUGAAGGGUCUGGACUUGAAUCUACAACUGCAGGGUCUGGAUUGGGAGAGUCCACAACAGAAGGGUCCGGAUUAGAUUCAACCACCGAAGGGUCUGGAUUGGGAGAAUUUACAACCGAAGGGUCUGGAUUGGGAGAGUCUACAACCGAAGGGUCCGGAUUAGAAUCUACUACUGAAGGGUCUGGAUUAGAGUCUACAACCGAAGGGUCCGGAUUAGAAUCUACUACUGAAGGGUCUGGAUUAGAGUCUACAACCGAAGGGUCCGGAUUAGAAUCUACUACUGAAGGGUCCGGAUUAGAAUCUACUACUGAAGGGUCCGGAUUGGAAUCUACCACUGAAGGAUCUGGAUUGGGAGAGUCUACAACCGAAGGGUCCGGAUUAGUGUCUACUACUGAAGGGUCUGGAUUGGGAGAGUCCACAACCGAAGGUUCCGGAUUAGAAUCAACCACCAAAGGGUCUGGAUUGGGAGAAUUUACAACCGAAGGGUCUGGAUUCGGAGAGUCUACAACCGAAGGGUCUGGAUUAGAGUCAACCACCGAAGGGUCCGGAUCAGGAGAGUCUACGACCGAAGGGUCCGGGUUGGAGUCUACUACUGAAGGGUCUGGAUUGGGAGAGUCUACAACCGACGGGUCGGGAUUAGAGUCUACUACUGAAGGGUCUGGAUUGGGAGAGUCUACAACCGACGGGUCGGGAUUAGAGUCUACUACUGAAGGGUCCGGAUCAGGAGAGUCUACAACAGAAGGGUCCGGAUUGGAGUCUACUACUGAAGGGUCUGGAUUGGGAGAGUCUACAACCGACGGGUCGGGAUUAGAGUCUACUACUGAAGGCUUCGGAUUGGAGUCUACCACUGAAGGGUCUGGAUUGGAAUCUACAACCGAGGGAUCCGGAUCAGGUGAAUCUACAACUGAAGGUUCCGGAUUAGAAUCAACCACCGAAGGGUCCGGAUCAGGAGAGUUUACAACCGAAGGGUCCGGAUUAGAAUCAACCACCGAAGGGUCUGGAUUGGGAUUGUCUACAACCGAAGGGUCUGGAUUAGAGUCUACAACUGAAGGAUCUGGAUUGGGAGAGUCCACAACCGAAGGGUCCGGAUUAGAGUCUACAACCGAAGGAUCUGGAUUGGAAUCUACAACCGAGGGAUCCGGAUCAGGUGAAUCUACUACUGAAGGGUCUGGAUUAGUAUCAACCACCGAGGGGUCUGGAUCAGGAGAGUCUACAACCGAUUGGUCCGGAUUGGAGUCUACAACUGAAGGGUCCGGAUCAGAUGCUACUACUUUAGAACCAGAGGAUGCCACCUCACCGCCACCAAUUUGUCCUCCGAACGAGUUCGGACAUGUCGCACACCCUGACAGGUGCGACGCGUUCUACAUGUGUGCGGGCGGUGACGCUUUCCUCCUUACUUGUGGAAAUGGGUUGGAGUUUGAUCCUGAAGUGAAGGCUUGUGUACCAAUAGAAGAAGGUGGUUGCACGCGUCCGACGUACCCAACAACCACAGGAAUACCAGUCAUAAUUACAACACCAAUGGAAGUUUCAACUGAGUCUUCAUCUUCUGAACCAACGACUUCUGAAUCAACUUCAUCAGAAUCGACUUCAACGUCUUCGGACACAACUUCCUCUUCAACUGAAAGUACGACUUCAAGUUCUUCUUCAGAGGACACUUCAAGUUCAACCGAUUCAUCUUCACAAACCACUUCGGGUUCAACCGAAUCGUCGCCAGAAAUUUCAACUGUACCAGAUUAUUCUGCAACCACAGAAGAUGCAGGAGAAAUAACUACACCAUCGCCAACUACUUUGGAACCUACCCCGACGGAAACAUCAACAAUUGAACCUGCUACAACAGAUGCGACCUCAACCUUGGAACCGUCAACAACUUUGGAACCAACAGAAACUGAACCAACCACAACCGAACCCGAACCAACAACUUCAGCACCAUUUGCUUGUCCUCCAGGAGCUAUUGGCACUUUCCCAAACCCGGAUAAGUGCAAUGAGUUCUAUAUGUGUGCCAUGGGUGUACAACAAACGUUGACUUGCCCCGCUGGGUUUGAAUAUUAUCAUCCUUCUGGUGGUUGCGUCGCAAUAGCCGAGGGUGGUUGCACGCUCGGAUCAAGUACAACGACAGACGCAUUUGAAGUGGAAACAACGGAAGCAAGUGCUACUGAAUCUUCAACAACCGAUGAAUCUUCAACACCUGAAGCAGCAACCACAGAUGCAACUGCUACCGAAGCUUCUACAACUGAUGAGUCUUCAACACCUGAAGCAGCAACCACAGAUGCAACUGCUACCGAAGCUUCUACAACUGAUGAGUCUUCAACAUCUGAAGCAGCAACUACAGAUGCAACUGCUACCGAAGCUUCUACAACUGAUGAGUCUUCAACACCUGAAGCAGCAACCACAGAUGCAAUUGCUACCGAAGCUUCUACAACUGAUGAGUCUUCAACAUCUGAAGCAGCAACCACAGAUGCAACUGCUACCGAAGAUUCUACAACCGGUGAGUCUUCAACAUCUGAAUCAGCAACCACAGAUGUAACUGCUACCGAAGCUUCUACAACCGAUGAGUCUUCAACAUCUGAAUCAGCAACCACAGAUGUAACUGCUACCGAAGCUUCUACAACCGAUGAGUCUUCAACAUCUGAAUCAGCAACCACGGAUGAAACAAUCACUGAAGAAUCUACAACAUUUGAAAUAGCAACAGAUGCAACUACAACUGAUGAAUCUGUGAUCACAACAGACGAUUCUGCAACCGAGUCAGUUUCAACAACACCAGGUGAAUCUACAACUAACGACGCGACGGAAGGCUUUUCGACAGAAUCAACAACUUUGGCAUCUUCGAUAGAAGACUCGGAAAGUGAUGAAUAUCCGGAUAAACCGGGUUCAUUACCUAUUUGCCUCCCUGGUCAGACUGGUUUAGUUCCAGACCCAGAACAUUGUAAUGGGUACUACCACUGUUACGGUGAUUUCGCUUUACAAUUCUUCUGUAAGGAAAACGAGGAAUUUGAUCCGAUUGAAAAGGAAUGUGUCGACAUAGCACCUGGUGGGUGCACUCUGGGUGAUAAUCCUGCGCCUGUAGGACCUACGACAGAAGAGGGGGAUAUCAUCCCAGCAGUUUGCCCUCCCGAUGAGAUAGGCUAUGUAGCAGAUCCAGAGAGCUGUGAUGCAUACUAUCAUUGCUCCGAGGGUUUCCCUUCGAAGAUGUUCUGCGCUGAUGGUUAUGAAUUUGAUGAGGAUAAGAAAAUUUGCGUAGAAAUAACUGAAGGCGGUUGCACGCAUAGUGGUAUCAAAACCACAGCCAAUACAGACCCCACUAUGUCUGUCACAACAGCAUCCCCACAAACUUCGACUACUACAGCCAAACCCACAACUGCAGACCUCCUCACUACAACCACCGUCACUUGCUCUGAUGGCGAGGAAACCAUUGCUGACCCUGAAGAAUGUGCUGUAUACUAUAGAUGCACUGAUGGGGCCGCAGUAAAAUGGUACUGUAGGGAUGGUGAAGAAUUUGAUCCCAAGACACAGGAAUGCGUCAAAAUAUCUGAAGGUGGUUGUACAUUAGGUGGAGUCCCAUCCGCAACUCCUGAAGUUGUCACAACUCCAGAAACUACACCUGCAACUGAGGCACCUACAACUUUACAAGCAGAGGCUACAACUACAAAACCAAUAUGUCCGCCUGGUUUGACUGGAUACAUAGCUGAUGAGCACGAUUGCGAUGUUUUCCACUUAUGCAUCAUAACUGGGGAAUCCUUUAGAAUGGUCUGCGAUAACGGCUUUGAAUACAGCGAGGACGAGAGGGGUUGUGUACCAAUCGCCGAGGGUGGAUGCACAUUCAACAAACAACAAAACGGCAACACACUCAACAGUGUACUAAACGAAACUAAUCCAGAGAUCACCAACGAGGAUCGUAUGAAUAAUGGAAUGGGCAUGGAUGUGGCAUUUGAGCAUUUGAUACCACACAGUUCAGAAGACAUUUGUCCUCCAGAGUUGUACGGCAAUGUGCCAGAUCCAGAUGACUGCGAGUCUUACUACUUCUGUGCUACUGGAUCAGCGACUAAAAUGGCUUGUGGAGAUGGAAUGGAAUUUGACAUUGGAUCGAGGUCAUGCGCUCCGAAAUCUGACAAGGGCUGCACAGCUAAACAGAGUGAAAAAUAACUUGAGCGCCGACCUUCUUAACGACUGAACAAAACGACAUCGGCUGGUGUUCAAUAAAUAAUCUUAUCGAAAACACAUUUUAGAGCCGAACGCAAUUAUUUUUUGGAGUGGCACUAAAAGUACCAACUUUCAAAAAUCAUUUUUAAGAUUAUUUAACGAACACCCUGUAUAUAAUUAUUCCUUAGUAAUGAAACUUUGAGAUUUGCAUUUAAAAAAUAUAAAUGAUGUUGUUUGAGAGUUGAUUGUUGAGUGGAGAAGAAGUGAGAAGUCUGCUAAAGGAAGAAUGAAAAA
This is a messenger RNA of Trichoplusia ni (cabbage looper), 13208 nucleotides long. RefSeq names its product mucin-17-like. The transcript has 27 exons. Lineage: Eukaryota; Metazoa; Arthropoda; Insecta; Lepidoptera; Noctuidae. Gene Ontology annotation, molecular function: chitin binding; protein binding. Gene Ontology annotation, cellular component: extracellular region. The record is from RefSeq and is a predicted model, not a curated record. Bases 177 to 12917 code for a protein of 4246 amino acids.